AUGGCGCCUCUUGUUCCCUCGCAGGAGGAGCUGCAGCGCCGCCGUAUUAUCGGCAUCAAUGCGGAGACCGUCACCAAUAUCCCCUCCACAGAUUUUCCUGGCCAUUGGCCCGGAGAGUCGCAUGGGUGGGCACUCGACGAAUUCAAGGAUAAUUUCCAGGUCGAAUUCCACCGCAAUGAGCGGUUCGAGGCUUCCUUCUCGCUGAUCGGUCUUGACGCCGCAGUCGCCAACGCUUUCCGUCGUAUCCUUAUGGCCGAGAUCCCCACAAUCGCCAUUGAAGACUGCUUCAUUCACAACAACACUUCCGUCAUUCAAGACGAAGUGCUCGCAUCACGACUGGGCCUGAUCCCCCUCAAGGGUUCUAUCGAGGGAAUCAACUGGAUGCACUGGUUCAAAAAGGCGUCCGAAGACGGAACUGAAGAGGAAGACGGCCCCUGCGACUUCAACACCAUUGUGCUUCACCUCGACGUGGAAUGCUACAAGAACGAGUACGCAGACAAGGACGAGCAGGACCCCCGCAAGCUGUACACCAAUGCCCAUGUUUACGCCAAGGACCUCAUGUACAUGCCCGUCGGUCGUCAGGAACAGUACUUCGUCGGUGACGGUGCUAUCGCGCCUGUCAACCCUGACAUUCUGAUCGCCAAGCUCCGUCCUGGCCAGAAGAUCGAGAUGGAACUCCACUGCCAGAAGGGUAUCGGUGCCGAUCACGCCAAGUUUUCACCAGUGGCUACCGCUUCAUACCGUCUCUUGCCUGAUAUUAAGAUCGAGCGUCCCAUCAUUGGCGACGAUGCGAAGAAGUUUGCCAAAUGCUUCCCUAAGGGUGUGAUUGGCCUUGAGCCCGUCACAUCUGAAGAGGCCGCGCAGCCUGGAAGUGGAUACGAGGGCCACGCCGGCGAGCAGAAGGCCGUCGUGAAGGAUGCGUUCAAUGAUACUGUCAGCAGAGAGUGUCUGCGUCACGAGGAGUUCCAGGGUAAGGUCAAGCUAGGACGAGUGCGGGACCACUUCAUCUUCAACGUGGAGAGCACCGGUCAAUUUGAGAGUGACAUGCUCUUCCUAGAGGCUGUCAAGGUCAUGAAGCUGAAGUGCAACCGGUGGAAGAGAGGUCUGACCGAUCUGAUGGGUUGA
This is a messenger RNA of Penicillium egyptiacum, 1125 nucleotides long. Lineage: Eukaryota; Fungi; Ascomycota; Eurotiomycetes; Eurotiales; Aspergillaceae. The record is from the annotation of a GenBank genome assembly.